AUGGCCUCCAUACUCCGCCAGAUAGUUGCCAGUCCCCGGCUCCGCCAUCCCGAAACUGGCCUUGAUCUCUGUUAUGUAACAGAUGAAAUAAUUGCAACCUCGGGCCCUUCUUCCACUUACCCCCGACGUGCCUAUCGCAACCCCACAGACUCCCUUGUCCGUUUCCUAGACCUCAAACACGGCGAAGAUUGGGCAAUAUGGGAGUUCCGGGCGGAGGGCACUGGAUACCCGGACGAAGAGGUCUACGGUCGUAUCCACCACUUCCCCUUUCCAGACCACCACCCACCGCCCUUCGCACUUAUUCCACAUAUCAUGGCAAGUAUGCGGAAUUGGUUGCUGAGAAAUGGGGAUAAUUGGGGCACAAUGGAAAGGGAGAUGGGAAAUAUUGAAAGUAGUGAUGCGAAGGGAAAACGGGUAGUUGUCGUGCAUUGCAAAGCAGGCAAGGGGCGGAGUGGAACGAUUGCAUGUAGCUUUCUGAUUAGUGAGAGGGGAUGGGAAGCUGAUAAGGCGCUCAGGCGGUUUACGGAAAGGAGAAUGAGAGCGAGGUGUGGGGAAGGUGUGAGCAUACCCAGCCAGUUGAGGUGGGUGAGCUAUGUGGAUCGGUGGACGAAGGAUCUGGGGAAGGUCUAUGUGGAGAGGCCUGUGGAGGUGAUGGAGGUGCAUAUUUGGGGAUUGAGAGAUGGCGUGGAGGUUGAUGUGGAGGGGUUUGUUGAGGAAGGGAGGCGAAUCAAAUGUUUUCAUCGGUUUAGUCGGAGUGAGGGGGUUAUAAUAGGUGGUGAUAGCGAGGAGGCGAAUGAGAGAGAAGAGAAUGGGUGUGAGGAUGGCAAAAAGCGAGUGAAAACUUGGCCAAACACAAUGGAGAUUGAUAACGAGAGUACAUUGGGCAAGACCGACAGCUCAACUCACCCAGCCGCUGCCAACGACACGUCGCCGCCCUCCGUAUCUUCAGACACGCCAUUCCAACCCGUCAUCUCCCCGAAGCCCUGGCCCAAAAUGUUCCAAAGCAUCUUCUUUUCCUCUGCAGACGUAGAAGCCGCCAUUCCAGCCAUAAUCCUCCGCCCCCGAAACAAAGUCAUAAUUCCGACCUCAGAUGUGAACAUCAGCAUCGACCGGCGCGCCAUGUCUGCGUACACCGGCUGGACGAUGGUUACGUCUGUUGCCCACGUCUGGUUCAAUGCAUACUUUGAGGGUGGACAGGCGUAUGAUUCUGGCGUCUUUGAAGUGGACUGGGAAGCACUGGAUGGGAUUCGUGGGACGAAUAAUAGGGGGAUCAAGGCAUUGGAUCGGUUGAAGGUUGUGUGGAGGUAUGCGGAGGCGGAAAAGGAACCCGAAGCAGGGGCUGGGAUACAAGUUACUGGAGGAAGAGUUAUCUCCGAACCAGCGCCAGGAAAACCGGUUUUGGAGAGCCAUGCGGCAGAUUGGCGAGGUCAGGAACAACUGGAGCAUGGGGGUAUUGACCCCAAUGCUUCUAGUGAAGAUCUGUUGAGGAGAUCUUUAUGA
Messenger RNA from Histoplasma mississippiense, 1500 nucleotides. RefSeq lists its product with no specific name. Lineage: Eukaryota; Fungi; Ascomycota; Eurotiomycetes; Onygenales; Ajellomycetaceae. Gene Ontology annotation, biological process: regulation of phosphatidylinositol 3-kinase/protein kinase B signal transduction; cell motility; negative regulation of cell population proliferation. Gene Ontology annotation, cellular component: nucleus; plasma membrane; cytosol. Gene Ontology annotation, molecular function: phosphatidylinositol-3,4,5-trisphosphate 3-phosphatase activity; protein tyrosine phosphatase activity; protein tyrosine/serine/threonine phosphatase activity. The record is from RefSeq and is a predicted model, not a curated record. Bases 1 to 1500 code for a protein of 499 amino acids. The transcript is spliced from 3 exons.